Molecule: messenger RNA, 2096 nt
Organism: Solenopsis invicta (red fire ant)
Lineage: Eukaryota; Metazoa; Arthropoda; Insecta; Hymenoptera; Formicidae
Product: cytochrome P450 9e2-like
Exons: 1
Coding region: 516-2069 (517 amino acids)
Molecular function (GO): oxidoreductase activity, acting on paired donors, with incorporation or reduction of molecular oxygen; monooxygenase activity; heme binding
Source: RefSeq, a predicted model, not a curated record
AAUAAUCAAAGGAUAUAUUAUAUCCAUUACCUUAUUAAAAACAGUGAAGCAAUGACAUUGAUAAAACAAAUGCUAGUUGAUCUCUAACCUUAUUUAAGAAGACGAUAAUAUUGAUUUAUAAAUUGAGAAGAAUAUGUUCUAGAAAAAUGGCGAAGUGCACCGUCAUCUCAAAGAGAUAGUUAAAGUGACUUUAUGACAUCCGCAUUUACGCACAUCCAAUGUUAUUAGCUGCAUCGUGGCGAAUGCUCAACAAUCAGUCAUAGAAUUUCUCGCGUUGCGCGUACGUUUCAUCGCUCGCUAAUUUAUAAAGUUAACUGUUUCGAAUACGACCAAAACUCCAACGACGACUAAUAAGUGCAAUUAACGAUUUUGUGCUUCUUCUUUGGAAGAUUAACACUAUUCUAUCAGUCAAGUGUGACAAUCGUUUCAUCAAUCAAGCAAAAUAAAAAAUAUCAGCAAUAAGAAAACUUAUUCAGGUUUUUUCUUGUAUAACUGAUUUGGAGAUCUUCGUCGCAAUGGAGCUGAUUACUUUACUUCUCACUAUUCUGAUAGUGAGUAUUUGUUUAUACUAUUUCGUUUUAAGCAAGUUAAUUUAUUUCGAGCGAUUGAAAAUUCCGUAUGUGCAACCGAUUCCAUUGUUGGGCAACAUGGCGCCUUUUGUUUUUCAACGUAUGUCCCAUCCGGAGCUCGUACAAAAAAUAUACAAUCUCUUCCCAGACGCAAAGUAUUUCGGAUUCUAUGAUUUUUCAACGCCGACUAUUGUUAUCCGUGAUCCAGAACUGAUUUCAAUGAUUGCUAUCAAACAAUUUGACAACUUCUGCGAUCAUCAGGGCUUUGGGAAUGACACUCUCGAUCCGAUAGCCGGCAGAAAUCUGUUCAAUUUGCAAGGAGAUCACUGGCGUGAGAUGCGAAAACUUCUCAGUCCUAGUUUUACAUCCAGCAAAAUGAAGAUGAUGUUUGGACUUAUGAGUCAAUGUGCUGAGAACUUUGCCAAUUUUGUGGCAACAGAAUCUGGAAAAACCGGGAAGACGUAUGACAUGAAAGACAUACUUUGCAGAUACGCUAAUGACACGGUGGCCACGUGCGCUUUUGGCAUUAGCAUAGAUUCUUUUAAACAUCCGAAAAACGAGUUCUUCGUCCUUGGAAGAAAAGCAUUGAAUUUUCAAGGCUUGCUCUCCUUUAAAGUUUAUAUGCAUAGAAGUUUUCCGUUUCUUGCAAAUCUUUUUAAGCUGAGAUUGUUUGGCCCCAAAACAGAGAAUUUUUUCAAAGAUAUUGUCACUACCACAGUGAAGAUCAGAGAUGAGCAAGGAAUUGUUCGUCCAGACAUGAUUCAGUUAAUGAUGGAGACUAGGAGCAAAAAUAAUGGCCCCGAGUUCGACAUCAACGAGAUGACCGCUCAGGCAUUCGUUUUCUUUCUUGCCGGAUUUGAUUCUGUAUCAGCAGCGAUGUGUUUCAUGACACAUGAAAUCGGUGUCAAUCCCGAUGUACAAAGCAAAUUGAGAGAAGAAAUCGACAAUGUUCUUAAACAGACCAACGGCAAACCUACCUACGAGGCCAUCAAUCGUAUGAAGUAUUUAGACGCCGUGGUGAACGAGACUCUCAGACUGUAUCCAUUAGCAUCUUUUCUUGAUAGAGUAUGCAUCAAGGAGACCAUAUUGCCACCAGCGACUCCAAACAGCGAACCAAUCACGAUGAAACCUGGUGACCGUGUAUGGUUCCCAAAUCUUUCUCUGCAUCGCGAUCCAAAGUACUACCAGUAUCCAGACAAGUUCGAUCCAGAAAGAUUUCUUAACGACAGUGUGGAUGACUCAGUUUAUAUGCCAUUUGGUAUCGGACCCAGAAUCUGCAUUGGUAACAGGUUCGCUCUAAUGGAGGCUAAAGUUAUGCUGUUUUAUCUGCUUUGGCGUUGCGAUCUUGAACCCGACGCUAAAACUAGAGUUCCUAUGGUGCUUAGCAAGACAUCAUUUGUCAUGAUGGCAGACGGAGGUUUCUGGUUGAAAUUACGUGCGAGGAAUUCAAAGGCUUCUAUUACACAAUGUUUAUCUAACGAACACAAAGUUGGGAAAUAGCAAUGAAGCAUAUUUACAAUCAUUUAA